CGGCCCGCGCGCUCGCGCCGCGCCAGUCGGCACACCGCCCGGGCGGGCGCCACACGACCGGGAUCUGCGCAAGCGACCAGCGGCGACGCGAACCAAAAUAAUAUCUGUGAAAUAAACACGUAUCCGCCAAACGCUGAAACAUGCGAGCGCAAGAUUCUGUGAAUUAAAUACGAGUACGUGAACGAGUCUCUAGUGCAGAGGACGAAACGACAGACUGCUUCGAGAGAGCGAUCAGGGUUCAUUGAACCCCUACGACGAAACGAUUCGAGUUGGCGCCGAAGAAGUCUCUUCUCGGCCCCUCGAAAUAUUGUAAAAUCGCUCCGUGACUGUCAGACACUAAAAUAUACCUGCACUACUUCUUGUAUUAUAGCCGUACUAAGAAAACGAAAAAAUCUCGACAGACGCCCUCUAUCAGUGGCCACGACAGAGGGCUGUAAUUUAUCUACAUUUAUAUAUGCAUAUAUAAAAAGAGAAAAAUAGUGAUCUCUAACGUGACGUCACAAUACCAAAAUUGUGAUUAUUUAACUAAUUAAUACAUUAUUUUAAUCGCUUUGCUGUUUUCAAAUCGCAUUUUUAACGCGUAUUGCCCGUUGUAUUGUUAGAUGUUUAUUUUAAAAUUGUAAAUAGCAAGAAUAUACUUAAUCAUAAUAAGUGUGACAUUGCGUAAUGUAACUAUAAUACUAGUCAUUGAUCUAGUGUAUUUAUUUUGGUAAAUUAUCAAUUUUAUAAUCUAUAGAGGAUAAACUAACGUAGAGCUUUCUGGCUAGGUAAAAAAAUAUAUAUUACAAAAAAAAUACUACACUGAAUUGCCCUCGGGCAAUCAAUUACCAAAGAAAAAAAUACAGUGAACUUUUAAAAAGUAAAAGGCAGCCAGCAAAAAAGGCGGGAAGCCGUGGGCAGUACCACAGAUUAACUAAAUAUCUGUUGUAUCGAUUAUCAUAAUCGGCAAGAUGCAGACUCAAGUUGGUGUUGGUAACGAGCUGCAGAGAAGCUAUAGGAUGCAGGACUUUGCAUCGCCUGGCGUCAUCAUGCGGGAGCGGAGCUUCAUCCGCCCGCAGUCCCAUCACAACAUGCAUCAUAACCAGUUCAACAAUGCGAAACGACGGAGCAUGAUUCUGACGAAUGCUAAGGGGAAGCCCACUUUGGAAAUUUAUAGACCUCCCGGUGUCCGCACAGACGGCGUGGCGACCACGGCAGCUACCUCCGGAGCCACCGCGACCACCACAUCAGCAGCGAGCGCCUCCACACCUGCCUCCACCAACAAGCUCAAUGUACACGCUAAGGAGUUCACCAUGGCCAAGCCUGCCGACCUUCACAAUAGGCCGGCGAUGGGCAUCGGGUACGCCAGCGUGGGGCUGCAGCACUCGCGCUCGGCGGUGCUGCAUGCGCAGGUGCCGCCGCACUACCGCCCCGUCAUGCCGCCGCACGCGCUGCUCAACAGCGCCUCCAGCGGGAACGUGCCGCACGCGCAGGCGGGAGGACCACGCGUCCACUUCAAGUUGCAGCCACAGCAAGCUAUCAUUCCGGAAAAGAAGAAGUCUCCCCCGUCCUCGCUGACGAACGGGAACGGCAAGAGCAUCAGACCGCAGUCGUUCACGCCGGGCCUGAAGCGCUCCAAGUCUCUAACGUCAGCAGAUGCACUGGCUAGUGGCAUGGCGGCGUUAGGACUUGCCGCUGAUGCAGGCGAUCUGGGCAACUUCCCGCCAGAGAUACAGGAGUGUAUCGAUAAGGCUCUCGAAGACCCGAACGCGGUCUGCGCCCGCACGCUGAUGGACGCGGUGGGACACCUGGUGUCUCGCGCGGUGGAGUCGCCGCGCUACGCGCUGCCGGCCGCGCGGCGCUGCAUCGCCGUCGUCGAGCGCGAGAGCACCGAGACCUUCCUCGAGUCGCUGCUCAACACCUGCCAGCAGUGGUACCACGACAGGGACAAGCUACUGGGCUCGCAAGUGGGCGGUGGUCGGCCGCGGCUGAUGGCGUUCCUGUCGUUCCUGCUGGAGAUGUACUGCCAGCUGCGGCGCCGCGCCAUCCAGCGCCGCGGCGCCUCCGCGCAGCCCGGACAGGUGCUGCUCACGCUCAUCUGCAAGUGCUGCGAGGACUGCAUCCGCCAGCCCGUGCCCUCUGCCAGCGAUACGGAGAACCUGUUCUUCGUGCUGACGUACAUCGGGCGCGACCUGGAGUCGGUGCUGCCGGGCGAGCUGGAGCGGCUGCUGUCGGCCGUGCGCGACGCCUUCCUCAACUCCGCCGCCGCGCCCUCCAUCCGCCGCACGCUGCUGCAGCUCAUCGAGCUGCACGCCAGCCGCUGGCAGCUGCCGGGCUGCGCCGUGCUCUACUACUACCCCUCCUCCAAGUAACCGCCCCUCCAGCAUCGCGGCAUAUACCCUGCUCCUUGGAGACUUGAUAUGAUCUUCAAACAGUACUGCGGCACCGGCGAGACUAGCUGAUAACGCAGUUACGUCACCAGCUGCUGCAUGACUAUCUAGCGUAGUCAAACCAAUGGCGCCAACGUCUUCUGGGAGCCCGGGGCCUUGUAAAGCCUUCACAAUGUCGGCUUCCUCCAUCAUUAGAUCAGCAAUGCAAUGAUGCUGAUGCAUGAUAACUUGGUGAACGUCAGAUGCGGAAUCUGUGGUCCUUUUGUGCGGAAAUACUUCUGUACUAUCGUACUAAGUGAAAUCGUGUUUGGAGAAGUUGUUGUUUUGAACAAAAUCCCCAGUGUUUUAAACCUAGUGAAUUUUGGGAGCAAAUUGUUAUUUGUAAUGCCUACCCCACACCCGCUUUACGCACGUUGCUUUGUUAGCCUCGAGUCCCUAGUUGUGGACAGUACGUCUAGUAGUUGCAAAUGUUUUCGUGUUCCGCGAUUAUGUACAUUGCGAAGAUAUUGUUUACGCGAUGGGUUUCCUGCAACCUGACGUACUGCUCAGCUAGGACCAACACGUACCUAGAUGGCUUUAUCGAGAUAUUUGGUCCUUGCAUGAAGGACACCAGCUGUACAGUCUGUAAAAUCUUAGCGUACUUUGGGAUCUACCACAUUGUACCUUCAUAAGGUGGCUAGUACCCUACUGUGCCGUAGACUAAACUGUGUCGUAUCUUAAGUUAGCAAGUACAGCUACAUGAGAUUUAGUUCUUGGCGACUGCUGCUGGUGGUGGUUAGAUCUUCGGUCAAAUCCUUUGCCCCCUGUAAAUUAUUUGGUAAAUAGCGAUAACAUGCUAAGUUUCCCAGUCCGAGGGGUACGUUAUUAUUCUAUAGGGAGUAAUUAUGUUAGAUUAGUAUACAAAGGUUACAAGCAUUUGUUGUAGUGUUUGAUUUGUUUCAGUUUGACCUUCCUAGCGUUGCGUUAGUUGUACAGGAGGUCUCCAAUUGUUGUCCCUUAUACGUAUCGUAGGCAUGAUGCUGCCAUAAGCUCAUUUAUUGUGCCUUUAAAGAUUUUAGUAGUUAUAGACACGCUCUACUCGCUCCCGAGACAAUAAUAAAGUAUUUUGUAAUAUUAAUCGGUCGUAAGAGGCUCGGGAGCGGCAGAUCGUAACAAUUAAAAUGUAAGGUGUAGUUUAGCUUAAGGUGGAUUUAGUAAACUCAAGAUAUGCCUUGAAAGUAUUAAACAGUACGUGUAACAUAUAUAGUAGGACAAAACGUCGAUGUACAUUACUGUACGAUCUUCGCAUAGUAUUUGGUGCAUUGUACCCUUUGUCGGUUGUGUCUAACUGUAGCUCACGCUUGUAGACUCGUUUGCCUAGCAGCUCGCACUAUACUAUACUCUGGUGUUAGUUUAUUUUCUAUUAGCCUAGACAUCCCAAUUAUGCAAAUGUACACUAAAUUGUAGAUGAAUCUUAUCAGCUUACUUACACAAAGAUCAUAUGAAUGUAUGACUGAACUUCCUAAGUAUGAAGUGUUUCAAUUUAUUAUGCUUGUGAUAUUAUAAAUUUAAGUUAUAUAAUCUCUGAUAAUAUCUCUUCUGUCCUAACCAAAGACUGUACUGACGAUGUGGAGAUUCAUUAUGAUUAUUAACAAAAGUGUAAACUCAAUGUUGUUGAAGCUGGACCAAAUUAUCUUGUGCGUGGUGGCGCCUGUAACCGCCGCCACCGCGCAUCUCUUCAGUGACUAUUAUAAGUUCAUUUAGUUGUAGACGUACGUCGCAUCACCAUUAUAUAACUAAUAAUUGUUUAAAUUAGUUAAUUACGUUUUAUGGAAAAAGUUAAAAAGACCAUAAACUUUUCGUUAUUACUAUGCAUUCGUAGCAAUAUAAGGUAAUGGUAUGUUUGUAGAAAAGUCGAAAAAAUAAAAAAAAAUGGUGCUAACAAAAAUAUUGGUGUAUUGUAUAUUAUUUAAUAGAACACGGGCAAUAACUUUGUUCUCGUUACCGCUAUAAUUUUGUACGAAUAAAAACAUAAAAAUGAUAUAUAACCAAUAAAUUAUAUAAAUACAA
Helicoverpa armigera (cotton bollworm) is the source of this 4418-nucleotide messenger RNA. Its product is annotated as CBP80/20-dependent translation initiation factor. Gene Ontology annotation, cellular component: cytosol. Lineage: Eukaryota; Metazoa; Arthropoda; Insecta; Lepidoptera; Noctuidae. Gene Ontology annotation, biological process: regulation of translational initiation. The record is from RefSeq and is a predicted model, not a curated record. Gene Ontology annotation, molecular function: protein binding; translation activator activity; RNA binding. The transcript is spliced from 10 exons. Bases 951 to 2351 code for a protein of 466 amino acids.